This is a messenger RNA of Carassius carassius (crucian carp), 3548 nucleotides long. Its product is annotated as ubiquitin-like modifier-activating enzyme 1. Gene Ontology annotation, cellular component: cytoplasm; SUMO activating enzyme complex. Gene Ontology annotation, biological process: protein sumoylation. The transcript is spliced from 25 exons. Lineage: Eukaryota; Metazoa; Chordata; Actinopteri; Cypriniformes; Cyprinidae. The coding region runs from base 299 to 3349 and encodes 1016 amino acids. The record is from RefSeq and is a predicted model, not a curated record. Gene Ontology annotation, molecular function: SUMO activating enzyme activity.
UGUGGUUUUCUGCGGUGAUCUGCUCGUGCAUAACUCACGAGCAGUGUGUUGGCCUUACCUGAAGAAUCUCAGCGUCCGACAGCAAGUUGUUAAAGAUACAGAAUAAUAAUAAUAAUAAUAAUAAUAAUAAUAAUAAUAAUAAUAAUUGCAUUUUUAAUCACUCGAUAUGGCCGCAUGUGAGAGAGAGGACCGAAAGUUACACAAUAAUCGAAACGAAAGUGAAACCCUUUCCUCUGAAUCACAUCACUUUCUGUUCUGACACAGGAACGAACCAAACGCCAAACUGCACUGAAAGAAAAUGGCUCAAGCUGAUAUUGACGAGGGAUUAUAUUCUCGACAACUGUACGUGAUUGACCAUGAUGCAAUGCGUCGCAUGGGAAAGGCUGAUGUCCUCAUUGCUGGAAUGCGAGGUCUUGGUGUGGAGAUUGCCAAGAAUGUGAUCCUGGCUGGAGUUCGAUCGGUCACCAUUCAGGAUGAGGGUGUGGUGGAGUGGAGAGAUCUGUCCUCUCAGUUUUACCUAAAGGAGGCUGAUCUGGGUCAGAACAGGGCUUUAUGCUCUGAGAAGCAGCUCUCUAGUCUGAAUGUCUACGUUCGAGUGUCUUCCUGGACUAACAAACUCGAUGAGGACUUCCUCAGUAAGUUCCAGGUGGUGGUGCUCACAAAUUCACCUUUAGAAGAGCAGCUAUGUGUGGGAGCGUUUUGUCAUUCAAACAAUAUAAAGUUUAUUGUGGCUGACACCAGAGGGCUUUGUGGGCAGCUGUUUUGUGACUUUGGCGAAUCAUUUGAGGUCAUAGACACAAACGGAGAGACUCCAGUAUCGUCCAUGAUUGCUCACAUCAGCAAGGACAAUCCAGGCAUCGUGACAUGCACAGAUGAGGAAAGCCACGAGUUCACCGAUGGCAUGUUUGUGAAUUUCUCUGAGAUUCAAGGCAUGACUGAACUCAAUAGUUAUGGCCCCAUUGAGAUCAAAGUGAGAGACAGCUACUCCUUCAGUAUUUGUGACACUUCAAACUUUUCUGAGUAUGUGAAGGGUGGAGUGGCAACUGAAGUGAAACAGCCUGAAAUCCUCAGCUUUAAACCUCUGAUUGUGGCUCUGGAUGAAGCGAUUAGAGAUCCUGGGCUUGUGGAGAUGACAGACUAUGGCAAAACACAAAGACACCUGUCUCUGCAUCUGGGCUUCCAGGCCCUGCAUAGAUUUACUCAGAAAUACAGCCGGGCACCCCAUCCUAGAUCCCAGGCUGAUGCUGAAGUGCUGGUUACUAUCACAAAAGAGCUUUGCACAGAAGCAAAGUUUGAUGAUCUUGAUGAAGAUGCUGUAAGGCAGUUAUGUUUUGUUGCCAGCGGUGAUCUGGCGCCUGUCAGUGCCUUCAUCGGCGGUCUGGCUGCUCAGGAGGUGGUGAAGGCGUGCAGUGGUAAAUUCACUCCUCUCAGACAGUGGCUGUACUUUGAUGCCCUGGAAUGCCUUCCUCAGGAGAACGAUGGAGUCCUUUCUGAAGAUGUCUGUGCUCCUAGAGACAGCCGAUAUGAUGGGCAGAUUGCUGUGUUUGGAUCUGCUUUUCAAGACAAACUGAAGAAACAGAACUAUUUUCUGGUCGGAGCUGGAGCAAUUGGUUGUGAGCUGCUGAAGAACUUCGCUCUGAUUGGUCUGGGUGCGGGAGAGGCCGGGAAGAUCACGGUGACUGACAUGGACUCUAUUGAGCGAUCAAAUCUGAAUCGACAGUUUCUUUUCCACUCUAAGGACAUUGGGAGACUGAAGUCUGAGGUGGCAGCAGAGUCUGUUAAAGAAAUGAACCCCUACAUGAACAUCACCGCUCACCAGAACCGUGUGUGUCCUGAGACGGAGGAGGUCUACACACAUUCAUUUUACAGCAAGCUUGAUGGUGUGGCAGCGGCGCUGGAUAAUGUGGAUGCACGUGUCUAUCUUGAUCAAUGCUGUGUGCGAAACAAAAAGCCUUUGCUGGAGGGAGGAACCCUGGGUAGUAAAGGCCACACUUUGGUGGUGGUACCACAUCUGACUGAAUCAUACGGGCCCUCCACAUCUGGAGGACAGAAAGCCAUUCCCAUUUGCACACUCAAGAACUUCCCUCACCGUAUAGAGCACACACUACAGUGGGCCAGAGACCAGUUUGAGGGACUUUUCAAACAAACGGCAGAGAAUGUUAACAACUUUCUCAGUGACCCAACAUUUGUUGAUCGCACAGUUGCGCGUGGGGAUGUGGAGGCUGUGGAAAUACUGGACGGUGUCUAUAGGAGUCUGGGUGAGGAAUGGCCUCAGAACUGGGCUGACUGUGUCAGCUGGGCUCGCAGACAGUGGGAAACGCUCUACAACAACCACAUUAAACAACUGCUACACUGCUUUCCCCCUGACCAGGUAACAAGCUCUGGACUUCCGUUCUGGAUGGGCGCAAAGAGAUGUCCACAUCCUUUGACCUUUGACACCAACAAUACCACCCAUAUGGACUUCAUUGUGGCAGCGGCCAAUUUAUACGGGCAGAUCUAUGGGAUUACAGGCUCAACAAAUCGUAGCGAUAUUCAGACCAUUCUGCAAGGAGUAAAAGUGCCUGAGUUCACUCCUAAAUCUAGUGUAAAGAUAGCAGUGACCGACCAGGAGCUGAAAGAGGAAAACGAGGAGAGAAAAGAAGAAGACAAAGUCAAGCUAGAGAUGUUAAAGGAGAAGCUGUCCAAACUCCAUCUGAAGGACCAAAGCUUCCGGAUGCAUCCACAGGAGUUUGAGAAGGAUGAUGACAGUAAUUUCCACAUGGACUACAUAGUCGCAACAUCCAACCUGAGGGCAGAGAACUAUGAUAUACCAACCGCCGACCGCCACAAAAGCAAGUUAAUUGCUGGCCGCAUCAUUCCAGCAAUCGCCACAACAACAGCUGCAAUCGCCGGGCUGAUGUGUUUGGAGCUCUAUAAGCUUGUCCAGGGUCACCAGAAACUCACAUCCUACCGUAACGCAUAUAUAAACCUGGCCACCCAAUACUUUGUCUUUUCACAGCCUUGUGUGGCCCCGACAUUCACAGUCGCGGGGCAGCGGUACUCUCUCUGGGAUGACUUCCUGGUGCAGGGCCGGCGUGAGGGUCAAAAGGAAAUGACCUUGGAGGAACUGCUGAAUCACAUUAAGGAAAACCAUAAGUUGAGCAUCACUGGCUUGUAUUAUGGUACUGCUGUACUGUACAGUGAUCUCUCGGAUCAUACUGAUCGCCUGAAGCUAAGCAUAACUGAUUUGGUGCGCACUGCAACUAAGCGUGAGAUUCCAGAUCACCAGCAGAUGUUGGAGAUCAUUCCCUCGUUUGAAGAGGAUGAGGACUGCCAGACCGUCCCGUCCAUCAGAUACCUGCUGAAGUGAUGCUGGAGGCCUGAACGAACUAUCACCUUAAUAAGAUGUCAACUAUUAACUGGUCUCUAUUAACUUUGAUUCUAGAUUUAUAUGCAGAACAGUCAUAAAAUCAUGUCAAUUUGCACACUGCAAAAAAUAAUAAACAUGGCAGAUUUAUUAAAGUUGAUUCUAAAAACAAAUAAAAAACACUGCCUACAAAACAAAAAAA